GAAUUGCCGCUGCAGCAGCUCGGUCUGUUCAUUCCUCUUUCGACGGUCUAACGGUGCGGUAGCAAAUUUUCGAAAUCAGUCGAGUGGUUCGAAGCAUUAGUUUUUCCCUUUAAAAUCGUUUUAGAAACAAAAAGCUUACAAUAUGUGUGACGAAGAAGUUGCUGCUCUCGUUGUCGACAAUGGCUCCGGCAUGUGCAAGGCCGGUUUCGCUGGAGAUGAUGCACCCCGCGCCGUGUUCCCAUCGAUCGUCGGCCGCCCACGUCACCAGGGUGUCAUGGUUGGCAUGGGACAGAAGGACUCAUAUGUGGGUGAUGAGGCCCAGAGCAAGCGUGGUAUCCUCACUCUGAAGUACCCCAUCGAGCAUGGAAUCGUGACAAACUGGGAUGAUAUGGAGAAGAUCUGGCAUCACACCUUCUACAACGAGCUGCGCGUUGCCCCCGAGGAGCACCCCGUUCUGCUGACCGAGGCCCCUCUUAACCCCAAGGCUAACCGUGAGAAGAUGACUCAGAUCAUGUUCGAGACAUUCAACACACCCGCCAUGUAUGUGGCCAUCCAGGCUGUUCUGUCCCUGUACGCCUCCGGCCGUACCACCGGUAUCGUCUUGGAUUCUGGUGAUGGUGUCUCUCACACCGUCCCCAUUUAUGAGGGCUAUGCUCUGCCUCACGCCAUUCUGCGUCUGGAUUUGGCCGGUCGCGAUCUGACUGACUACCUGAUGAAGAUUCUCACUGAGCGUGGCUACUCAUUCACCACCACAGCCGAGCGUGAGAUCGUUCGCGACAUCAAGGAGAAGCUGUGCUACGUCGCUUUGGACUUCGAGCAGGAGAUGGCCACCGCUGCCUCCAGCUCUUCAUUGGAGAAGUCUUACGAGCUUCCCGACGGACAGGUCAUCACUAUUGGCAAUGAGCGUUUCCGUUGCCCCGAGGCCCUGUUCCAGCCCUCAUUCUUGGGAAUGGAGGCGUGCGGCAUCCAUGAGACCACCUACAACUCGAUCAUGAAGUGCGACGUCGAUAUCCGUAAGGACCUGUACGCCAACACCGUCCUGUCCGGUGGCACCACCAUGUACCCUGGCAUCGCCGAUCGCAUGCAGAAGGAGAUCACUGCCCUGGCCCCAUCCACCAUGAAGAUCAAGAUCAUUGCUCCCCCAGAGCGCAAGUACUCCGUCUGGAUCGGUGGCUCCAUUCUGGCCUCGCUGUCGACCUUCCAGCAGAUGUGGAUCUCCAAGCAGGAAUACGACGAGUCCGGCCCAUCCAUUGUGCACCGCAAGUGCUUCUAAGUCUGUCGGUGGACGACUCGAAUUUGGGCGUAAGAGAGGAAGAGGAUGACGGCGACGCAGGAGGAAGCAGAGAAGAGUGCGAGUAGUGUCGGCAGUUUAAUUGACGUGUCGAAGGAGUUCAGCACAACAAGAAGACAAGACCAUCAUUCAAGCCGGCUCCAACGCCCACACACUUGCGGAGAGAAUGCUCAUCCCUUGUGUGUGGGUGGGGGGAGACGGCUCCGUGUUGUGUUCUAGCAUUAAUUAAUUUAUUCCACAUGAGAUAUGAUAUAAUAUGUAUUUUUGUUUUUUUUUUUUAAUAUCCCUAAUAUAACAAAAACAACUGAGAUGACAACUAGAACAUCAUUAUCUGCCAUUCCACGGACAGAGCACGCACACACACUCACACAAAUGCACCCACACUCGAAUACCGACACACCAUACUCACUCGCACUUCCCUUGCACUCACACACACCACACACAAGAGUGCGUGGAACCAUAAGAACAUUCAACAUCAUCCAGAAAAACCAUUCUAUUUCCCCAAAGCAAAAAAACAACUCAAAAACAAAAAUGAAAGCAAAACACAAA
Messenger RNA from Drosophila guanche, 1840 nucleotides. RefSeq names its product actin-5C. The transcript is spliced from 2 exons. Lineage: Eukaryota; Metazoa; Arthropoda; Insecta; Diptera; Drosophilidae. Gene Ontology annotation, biological process: mitotic cytokinesis. Bases 143 to 1273 code for a protein of 376 amino acids. The record is from RefSeq and is a predicted model, not a curated record.